GUGUUUUAUGUCAUCUGCAGGCUUUCUCUCUCUCACGCUUGCUGUCCUCUCGUGUUAAACUCGCGGGAGAAGUGACAGCCUCCCUUUUCUGCGUCUACCUACUGGGAUGCUUUGCUUUGCUUUUUCUUUUUUUUUUAAAUUUCAUCUCACUGUUCCGUGUCCCUUUUUUGGUUUGAUUUGUCCUUAAAUACGCGACCUAGAUGAACACCGGAGGACAGAACAAGGGAGCGUGCGUUUUUUGAAACUUGUGAAAUGUGAUAGCUGAGGAAAAAGUGGCUGUAAUGAGACGCAACCUUUGGAAUUCCUCCUCGUGAAAAUUCCCUUUCUGCUGUUUUUUUCCCCUCUCCUCUUGUUUUUAGGCUUGAAGACAUGAUCACUAGCACCAGUAUUUAUGGUUUAAAGAUGCAGUGGACCCCAGAACACACACAAUGGGCAGAACAACACUUUGACAUCUCAUCCACUACCCGCUCGCCAGCACACAAAGUAGAGGCUUACCGGGGCCACCUACAACGAACAUACCAGUAUGCAUGGGCAAACGAUGAUAUCUCUGCACUGACUGCCUCCAACCUGCUUAAGAAGUAUGCAGAGAAGUACUCUGGGAUCCUAGAGGGCCCAAAUGAGAGAGCCCUGCUGUGCUCUUACUCUGAUAGCACCGUUGGACUCAUGAAUGGACGAAAGUCAGAGAAUGAGUCCUGGCAGGAGGGGAUUUAUCCAAUGAACUGUGCUCCAGAUGUUAUAUCUGUGAGCAAAGCUGGAAUGACAGCUGCCCUACCCCCUACAGAUGUGUCGGCUAGCAUAGGCAGCUCCCCGGGGGUGGCCAGCAGCUUGUCUGAGCCCAGCUAUUCCAGCAGCAACUGUGGAAGCCACACAGCCACUACUCUGCACUCCGGCCUCUCCUCUCAGGAAUAUGCUGCCAGCUACAACGGCUCCUACCUGCAUUCUAGCUACAGCGGCCAGAGCACUCCAGCCCUCCCCUCCCCACACCCUUCCCCUUUGCACAGUGCUGGGCUCUUGCAACCACCGCCUCCACCCCCUCCCCCUACCUUAGUGCCGAGCUACAACGCCGGGUCGCCAAACCUUCCCAGCUACAGUUAUCCUCCAACAGGGUAUCCUUCUCAAACUUCUGUGGGUCCUGGUUACAGCCCUGGGGGAGCACCCCCUGCUUCUGCUUAUCUACCAUCGGGUAUUGCAGCUCCUACACCAAUCCCUCCUUCCACACUGCCCGGCUACACCUACCAGUCCCAUAACCACACACCAAUUGCACCAACACCUUUGAAUGGCAGCACAUCCAACUCAUUAAAACGUAAAGCUUUUUACAUGAGCGGACAUGGAGACAUGGACUCUAGCUAUGCUAAUUUCAACUACAACCAACAGCGCUCCUCACAGAGCCCGAUGUACAGAAUAGCGGACAGUGUCUCAGACUCAAAUAGGGGCAAUGGCUUUGACAGAAAUGCCGAAGCAUCGUCUUUAGCGUUCAAGCCGACCAAACAGCCAAUGUCAUCUGAGCAACAAAGAAAAUUUAUUCUACACUCUGGCAGAGCACUAACUCCUCCAUCCUAUGGAUCAACUAAAAGCUCUGUGGGUGAUCUCAGAACUGAGCCCUACAGCAAGUUUGGGUCCCCAGUCAUGAGCGAACAAACUGAAGAGCACAGACAACACCUCUCUCACUCCCUAACAGGGCCUGACAUUGGUGCAGCUACCUCGUCCAUCCACGCUGCAGAGGAACAACUGAAGAGCAGUGAUUCCAACCUGGUGGAGAUGGUGACCACAGAAAUCCUUCAGCAGGGCCCCCCAGUGGACUGGAGCGACAUUGUGGGCCUGGAUGUGGCCAAAGCUGCCAUCAAAGAGGAGAUACUAUGGCCUAUUUUAAGGCCAGAUAUGUUCAGUGGACUUACCACAUUACCUCGCAGCCUCCUCUUAUUUGGACCUCAGGGAACUGGUAGAACCCUGCUAGCUCACUGUAUGGCCAGCCAGCUGGGGGCUGCCUUCUUGCAACUCAGCAGCUCAGCUCUGGUCACCAAGUGGCUCGGGGAGGGGGACAAGAUCAUUCAAGCUUCUUUCCUGGUUGCCCGGUGUCGCCAGCCAGCGGUAGUGUUCAUCAAAGAGGUGGACCUGCUGCUGUCAGACCAGUUGAGUGAGGAGAGCCCAGUGAAUCGCCUCAAGGCUGAGCUCCUCAUGCAGCUCGACAGUAUUCUGACCUCCGCCGAGGACCAUGUCCUCGUGGUGUGCUCCACCAAUAAGCCCGAAGAGAUCCCGGAGUCCCUACGGAGGUACUUUGCCAAGCGACUGCUCAUCCCCUUGCCUGAUGGGACAGCACGACACCAGAUAAUCACCCAACUGCUCUCACAGCACAACUACUGUCUUAGUGACAAAGAGAUGUCACUACUGGUUCAGAGGACAGAGGGCUUUUCUGGACUGGAUGUGGCUCAGCUGUGUCAACAGGCCGCGGUAGGUCCUCUCCAUGGCAUUCCUGGCACUGAUCUGUCGGCCCUCCACCCCACUCAGAUGAGACCGGUCUCCUACCAGGACUUUGACAGUGUGUUUUGCAAAUUCCAGCCCAGCAUAUCACAAAAAGAACUCGAUGUGUACACUGAGUGGAAUAAAAUGUUCGGUUGUAGUCAGUGAAGGAGACAACUCAAACGCUAUUUCUUUGAACCCAGUAGUUCAAUGCAAAAAGGUGUCUGGCAUUCAUUGAAAGAGAAAAUAAUAACAAUGGGGACAUGAAAAUAUUAUAUCCAGAGAAAGGAUUGUCCUUAGACAGAAGAUCACCAUCUGGACAUCACACACUGGUAAAAUUGAAUUAAAUGCUUUACAUGGCUGACUUCAUAUGCUCACUAAAACUCUUACGAUUUGGAAGAAGUUACCCCCCUUUUUUAUUAAAAACUAUAAUAUAUAUAUAUAUAUAUAUAUAUAUAUAUAUAUAUAUAUACACACACUAUUCCGCUGAUCUUGAGAUUUAGUUGCUAUCAAGUGCCUGAGGUGGUGCUGUUAAUUUGUUUCUUUCUUUUUGCCUCACAAUCUUCAUUAGUGACAUGUGCUAGUAUAAAAAAAAAGCUUUAAAAAACAUGAGUGUUCUCCAGCUGUGUCUGUUGUGUGCUUUCUGUGAACAGUUGUGUUAAAUUACAUUUAUUGAUACCAUUUCAGUUGGGAUUCAUUUCCUGACAGGUUUUAUCGAUGUGUAAAUCCUUUAAUUACAAUAACACUGACAUGCUUUAUGUACAAUGUGAUUGGUUUUCUAUCAAGCUUACGGUAUAUCUGGCUGCUGUCAUAGUAUCUCCACUAUAGAUGGAAUAAAAAAAAUAAUAAUUUUACAAGAUGACUUGUCCAAACGAUAUAUUACUAUGUAAUGCUGUUCAAAUAUUGUUUCAGUAGUAAUACACAGUGUUUCACCUAAAUGUAUGAUUCUAGAAUUAAUUAUUUUGAUGUUCUCUAUUUGAAAACUCAGGAAAGUGAUGAUGACAUGUACAGUACCUCAUAAACUUGUGGAGAAGCACCACUGCAAGAGCAUUUGGCUAACAUUUGAAAUUCCAACAUCAUGCAAAUGUAAUACCUCAAAAAGCUCGGAAUGAAAUGAUACGGUUCCUGAAAUGAAUGUAUGAGAGUAAAUGUGGUUUAUUUUCCAAGACAUACAAGUCAUUUGUUUGGGUUUCUUUAAGCUGGUGGUGAUGCAGAGCUGAGUGAAGUUCAAAAGUUGCAGACAACAUCUUGGGGUUUAGGAAGACCAACAGCCCUGAGCUAUUUCAUUCCAUCCUGCAGAUGUUUUAUCAUUAAUGAAACCUAAGGAUUAUGUACAGCCUAAGUUCUUUUCUACCUCAGUUUGUUAGUUAUCUCUGAAAGACAAAUACAUGAAGAAAGAAAAAUCAAGUCAUGCCCUAUUUCUCUUGUUUGGUGAGGAAACCCUUUGAGGGAGCAUCAAUCUCUUUUAGCUUUGCAUUCUGAAAACUCCCAAGGACCACGUAAUGCACUUAAAGGGGAAUACCACUGAAUUCACGCCUGGGAUACACUCCGCCUUCGCCUUAGGAAAGAAAUGAUCUGUAUUAGCUAACAUUGACCAUUGGAUGUUGUUGCCAACGCUUGUUCAACCCCUGAAUCUGGGAUGUCAAAUGAUGUUCAAUAUGGCUUUAGAAGAAGUGGAAUAGUCUGUCUCUCUCUGUUGCAAUUCAUGAAUUGAGUGGCAUUCCUUUCUAAGAGCAUCUCUUGAAGGCUAGUCGCACUGUACACAAAAACGUUAUUUUUACUCUGUGUUGUAAUUUUCACAUGUAAUUGUUUGAACAUUGUCAUGUUUAUACUGCUGAUAAUCACUACUUGCCGCCAUUAACCAGUACAUUUCCAUUUCCAACAUGUUGUUGGUAAUGACAGAGCAGGACAGACAGCUGAAUUGGCUAGUUGAAAAGGUUAUUGAAUGUAUUAUGUCCUCUGAGCAGAAAGGAAAACAAAGCACUCGCACAUUGAAAAAGGCCAUUAAAGUAGAUAGCACUGUAGGUGGAUGUGUACUGCAGAGAAACUAAAGGACCUUGUUUUUACAAGGGGGUCCCCUUAUCUUUGCUGCCUAUUGCACAUCUUGUACCUGUUCUUUUGUAUUGUAGAUCACGGAUAUUGAUUGAUUGAUACUGUACAAAAGUAGUUUUUUUUAGACUUACUGUAUACAUUCAGUACAUCCGUGGGAUCCAUAGACAAAUGAGUUCAUCAAAGUCCAUUUGGAAGUUUCAAACAUGAAAAAUGUGUAAUUACACAGACAAAUUAGGCCAAUAAUAAUGUGAAAUACGUUUUUCAAACCCAUUAAAUAUUAUGUCAUGUGCAACUGCACUUUGAGGUCUUUAUUAAAAGCAAAGAGAAACGGGUUUCUAUUGACUAUGAUGAUUAUUUUGAAGAAAUCGUGAGUUUCAGAGACGUUAUUGCCACAAUGUGAGUUGUUGAUAUUGGCAUAUCCAAUUCUAUAUCUGUAUCUAAUUCCAUUAGGCAUUAUUAAGUUAUUAUAUUGCAGUAUGUGAAAUAUAUGUUGGUUUUUUAGAAUAUUUGUAAUUUUUCACUUGAAUCCAGUCUGAGUUUAUGAGCAGUAAUUCACUCCUCAUAUAUCAUGUCAUAUAUCCCAAAUUGUUUUGUCACACUAGACUAUUGUAUUUCUGUCCAUGAUUACUAAUUUCAAGAACAAAUUAAAUCAUUGGAUGCUUUAUAAGAUGGUGAUAAGAAGCCCUAAGUGCUAUUAUCCAGCUCAGAUUUCCUGAGAAGGUGACUGAAUUUACAGAGAGAUGUACGUACGAAAGGGAAAGAUGUUCCACUAAAUUGAUGUAUUACUUGUAAUCACUCAGACAUCAACAGGUCUUGUCAUAUAUUCUAUUAUUUUACCAUUUGUCUCCCUACUGCCCUAAGUUUAACACAACGCAGGUGGAUAAGAAGUUACCCUGGGAGGUUUUUAGUUGUAUCACAACUAGAGAAUAAAUAGCCUUAAAAUAAGAUCUGAUUUGAGAAAAACAAUAGCAGUUAGUUAGAUUGGGUGUUUAUUUAACAUGCUAUAUAUUUAAAUAGUUAUUUGGUAUCAGGGUUAUGGGAUGUCUCAACCAACACAUGAGCAGAACCUUCGAUAAGCACAUUCAGUCUGUACAUUGACGCCAACUCAGCCACUUGAAUCGCUUUUUCUUUUUCUCUGUCAGUAUUUCUAUUAUUUCGUUGUUGAGAUCUGCUUAAGAUUUUUAUUCCAUCUUGAUGUAGUUUCAUCAUCUAGUAUUGGUUAUAACCAUUUCUACCUCAUUGCUACAUAUUGUACAUGUAGUACUUAUGUCCUGUCUUUUUGAAUGUUAUGCAUUUGUGGAUUAAAAAAAAUGUUUUAAAAAGUGAAAAAGAAGAAAUAAACAAAAAAAAAUGCUUGCCCUUGAUUCUGAGCAGUCUACCUCACAAAGACUGUCUUUACACUGUCAAGUACACAAGUCACAGAAAAAAUAAGGCACCUUGAAAGCAACCACUAUUCAUACUGGCACACAGUUUAUUUACAAUAACAGCUUUCCAUUGAAUUACUGUGGGCUGGAAGGUCUUCACCAAAGGCGCCAAAGCAAUUCCCAUUCAUUUCCUGAAAAGUAACAAAUUGCUUUAAUCCUCUGUGAAAUCUUGUAGUGCGCAUGUUAACGUGUAUGUAUGUGCGCUCGCAAUCCACAUCCAAGAACGAGGGGACAGCAUUGAGAUAUGAAAAAGUUUUUACUUUUCAUAUUUAUGUACAGAGAAUAAACUUGCACAUACCUGUAUGUAUUGUACAUUUGCUAAUGGUAUACAGCAUACAUACAAAAAAUGCACCACAUACAUGUUUAUAUGUGUGUAUGUAUCGCCAUACUUACAGUACAGUCGAUUUAAAUGUAUUUUAAUUUCAAGAUACAUAAAGGUUAUUGAAAUACUGAAUAAAAAUGUUGUUUUUUUUCCUGAAAACUGGAUGCAUUUUGUAACUGUACUUGAUUAAAUUUGCAAUGGUGUGAUUGAUUUAAGGCUCUGCGAUUUCGGUGUACAGCUACUUCUUGUGGUAGUUAGUUUGUAAUCAGAAAUAACAUGUACUAUUCCACGACAUGAAAACACUACAUGGAAAACCCUGGUUUUACAGAAAGAAAUCAAGCACAUCAUGCAUUAUGUUGUGAGUGCUAAUCACUUGGGGAAAGAUCCAUUCUUUACACUUAAGAUUGUAAAUAAAAUAUGUUUUCAUUUACAUAGAGCCUUCCUAAAUAAAGAGUCUUAGAUAAUA
Molecule: messenger RNA, 6721 nt
Organism: Gasterosteus aculeatus aculeatus (three-spined stickleback)
Lineage: Eukaryota; Metazoa; Chordata; Actinopteri; Perciformes; Gasterosteidae
Gene: fign
Product: fidgetin
Molecular function (GO): ATP binding; ATP hydrolysis activity; microtubule severing ATPase activity
Source: RefSeq, a predicted model, not a curated record